AGUUGGUACGCGACGUCGCUGCUUUCUGAGUUAGCGCCGAGAGGGGCGAGUCGAGCAGCCCGAGGCAUCUCCCAGAGGUGGAGUAGUGGUCUUCUUAUCGCCUUGUGCGUUCAAGCGCGGGUCCCCAGGGGGCUCCGGCGAGAACGUCCGUUCGCCUCGCCGACGGCAGUGGCUAAUCGCGGCAACGCCGCAGCUCCGACGGUCGAACCAAGGAUUGACGAGGACGACGCGGAAAGACGGCCCCCGCACGCCGGUCGACAUGCCCUACCAGCAGAAGAAGCAGGGGCUAACGCUGACGCUGGUGUUAGCCGUGCUGUCCUCGGCCGUCGGUUCGGCGUUUCACCAUGGGUAUCACCUGGGAGUCGUCAACUCCCCGCAGCAGGUUCUGGAGGACUUCAUCAACUCGACGUUCACGGAGCGCUUCGGCGAGCCGGCGUCCGAGGCCACCGUGACGCUGGUGUUCAGCGUGUUCGUGGCCGUGUUCUGUGUGGGCGGCAUGAUGGGCGGCCUGCUCACCGCCUGCGUGGCCGACCGCUUCGGGCGCCGGGGAGGCCUACUCCUCAACAGCGGGCUCGUGUUCGCCGCCGCGCUUCUCAUGACCCUCUCCAGGGGAGCCGCCUCCUACGAGCUCCUCGUUCUCGGAAGGCUCAUCGCGGGCAUCAACGCCGGCCUGACGGCAGGUCUGGCCCCGCUCUACCUGUGCGAGAUCUCGCCCAUCCGAUACCGGGGGGCCACGGGUACCAUCUACCAGCUGGUCCUGACCGUGUCCAUCCUGUUCGCCCAGCUGGUCGGCAUCCCGCAGCUGCUGGGCAACGACGACAACUGGCCUUAUCUCUUCGCACUUGCGGUGAUCCCAUCGGUGCUGAUGCUGAUGUCACUGCCCUUCUGCCCGGAGUCGCCCAAGUAUCUGCUCAUGGUGCGGUGCCAACCAAAACAAGCCGAAGCUGCGUUGAUACGUCUCCGUGGCACGCGGGAUGUGCUCUUCGAGAUGGACGUCAUGAAGAGCGAGGCCGAGGCAGCGGAGUUUGUUCCCAAAGUGACGCUUCAGGAGAUGCUGCGCAACCUGGCUCUUCGUGCCCCGCUCAUCAUAUCGCUCAUGGUGAUGCUGGCGCAGCAGCUCUCAGGCAUCAACGCGGCCAUCUUUUUCUCGACAGACAUCUUCAUGACGGCCGGCUUGGACGCCGAGGGCGCCAUGCAGGCAACCUUGGGCAUGGGCGUGGUCAACGUGCUCAUGACACUUGUUUCCAUGGUGGUGGUCGAGCGCGCGGGAAGGCGAACGCUGCUGCUCGCCGGCAUGGCCGGCAUGGCGCUGUCCACCGUCGUGCUAACGGUCACCCUCGCCUUCAAGGACCACGCGGUGUGGGUGUCCUACGUCAGCAUCGGUGGACUCUUAGCCUUUGUCAUCACGUUUGCCAUAGGACCGGGUUCCAUCCCGUGGUUCCUGGUGACGGAGCUGUUCGGCCAGGGGGCCAGGCCCAUCGCCAGCAGCCUCGCAGUUGGCGUCAACUGGGCGGCAAACUUCGUCGUCGGCAUCGCCUUCCUGCCGCUCAUGGAGGUGGUUCAGCAUUACACGUUCCUCAUUUUCACCCUGGUGCUGGUGUUCUUCUGGGUGUUCAUCUAUAAGAAACUUCCAGAAACAAAGAACAAGAGCAUCGAAGAGAUCACAAAUAUGUUCCGCGUUCGUGCCUACAAGGAUGACACGCCCAUGACAAAACUGAAUGCCAACAGCAAGGCAUGACUCCAAUCAGCGUAAAUUGAACGUUCGUCAGUAUGGAACUCUAGAAAAUCAGGAAGCACGCCGUUCCCUUUUCUCCAAGACUAGACGAAUGCUGAAGCAAUCGUCGCGAAGAGUGGAGGAGUGCUGUGUUGAUCGUUUUGCGUUCCGCUUUGUGACACCAUCGCCAAGUAUCGUCGGGAAUUGUUUGUAGUAACGUGAGAGAGCCAUGGAGGUAGACAGAUCAAUUUCCUUGAUAUGCAAAUUAUGAAGAGACAUCCAGGCAGGUAAGAUAUGACGUGUGGCAAAGAUUCCUGCCUUUACACAUUCCGAUAAGCGUUGUAAAUAUUCAUAUCAAACGAGAACGCAAAAUCUUUUCUACGAUGUGCAUCGAAGUGACAUCAAUCAGGCUAAAAAAAGCUACUACUUUCGCUCUAAAAUUGAAAGAGGUUGGGGAAAUAUGGGGUAGACGUGGUGUUUGGUGCUUGUAAUACCCACCCCUAGAAUACGCUUCUCAAAUCAAAGCGAAGAUUGCAGUAUUGAGGUGUACAUAUCGUCGGGAUGAUUUUACAAGGUUAGAAAUGUCUGGUGCAUUUGUAUAUAUUGGUGGUACCAAGUGUGAUGAUUUCAAUGGAAUGCAAGUUGUGGUGCGUUUGCAAUUGAAUGCUGCUCGCUAGUGGUGGUUCAUUGUGACCGAGGCGUUUUGCCGGCGAUAGUUUACUCUUGAAGAACACAGACAGCCCUACUACGCAGGCAUAAGAAUUUGUGCUAGAUUUUUCUUGACUUCCUAAAAUAACCCUAGUUCUUUACUAGGCGUGCCAAAAGGUAUUUGGGUUGGUCUGGGGCUGUGUAAUUGGGGACGAAACGGAGGCCAAAUUUAACUGUUUAACUCUUUAACUCUCUCGAAGUUUGACGACAUUUUUAGGGAACCAGUUCUGCAUAGGUUUGCUACCUUCUUAUAUAUACCUGAUUUGUUUGGAAUCUAGACCUAUAAAAUUUAUGUUUCUAGCGGUUAUGAAAAUUGUGUUUAAACACAUGUCUUAAUAUUUUUGUCGCAGUCAUAUUGAGAAAAGUUAAAUAAGGUCAACUGGGACUCUAUCCCCAUGCCAUUAACUGAAAGACGGACGGUGCUUCUAAUCAAAUAGGAUAUUUUAAUAAAAGAAAUGCAAGAGAAAUUUUUUAGUAACACAUGCACACUUUGCAUUCUCUAGUGUUUUUUUUUUUUGAGUGCGGUGAAAAACACAAUACGACGCACUUGGCUGUAAAAUGUAACAAAAUGUGUAAUAUCGAAAAUUUACCUCACCGAUCCAAAUUACGUUUGCUAGCCAAUAUAUAACUUUGCGGUAAUAUGACAUGAUUGCACUAUCAGUUGAGCGCUUUUAUUGAUAAGACUAGGGCGUAAGCUUGAGACUACAAGUGAGUGUCGGCGUGGCUUCGUGGACAGGCGUGACAACUUUUUAUUUCGGAUAAUAUUUACUGAAGGGUUUACUGUAUAUUUCUUACUUCACUUCACAGUAUAUUGCAAUUUAUGGCUCAAAAACGAAAAUUGUGUGUUGCGCAGUUCAUGUCGAAGUUACAAAACACGAAAACACGCAAGAAGAUUUUAUAACGUUAAGGUCAAUCAAAGACGUCACAUUUAAUGGCUGUACUUGAACUCUUAGUAACGACCAAACAAAUCGGAAGUCCUGCCAGGAUAGUAAGUCCGUUUUUGCUUGACGUUAAUUGGCUUAAUUCUAUGCAGUAUAUUUCUAGGUAGUCAACGCUACCGUUUGGUAGCAUGUCAACUGGGUUAAUCUCUUUUAAGGACGUAGGCAUGAGCCAGAAAUUCUCCCUAUCAGCAAAACAACCCGCAGUGAAACCUAAUUCCUGCACUUGUUUCGAAAUUUAGACCCAAAGUUGCCAGGUGAAAACCGAGCAACUAGAAAUGAAGUCAAACGUGAAAACAGCGCAAAAAAUUGAACAAAGGACAAGUGAAAGGAGUGCACGGACAAAGCGCUGUCAGAAAUGAAGCCUUGAUUUAGCAUAUCCUAAGAAACUGAGGCCCGAAGAAGCCAGUUGACAACCAAAUAAUUAGGCAGUGAAGUCUAACUCUCGCUCUUGUUUGGCAAUUUAGAGCCAAAAUGGUCCGACUCAGUCAAAAUAAUACCGAGUUCGGUUAUACCUUGGUUUCUUCGGGUCUUCUGUGUCCUGAACUGCCAGAAGAAAAAAAAAUUGUGGCUUAAACAACAGUGCUACCUGGAAAUUUCGCCAAGAGACCUUCAUGGUCGGCGGCAAACCAGUUCGCAAUCCUCCGCGCGUGAUAUGUGCUCGCGACCCAAGAUAAGAGGGCUGAUUCAACCCUCGACAAGGAACGUAUGUUAAAGGAAAUGAAAAUGCUAACCGUGUGAAUGGCGUUUUAUAAAAAGAAAGCAACACGUUUACUACUCAUUCGUUGUCAUCGCAAUACACUAAAUGCUGCUGAUGAGCUACGUACUCUGUCAGAUUAAUAUUUUUUAUUUAAUUAUGUGGGUCAAACUUGCCAGCCUUUUAAUAUCUGGGCGUUCGCAAGGGCGAAACUUAGUCUCGUCGAAAUUCUAAUAUUUUAUGUCCCUGCUCUAGAGAAGCACCUUGUCCAGAGGGAGUCCAAGGUCGCCCAAGGCUGCGCUGCAUCAACCAGCACUCCUUCUUUUAAAGUUACUUUUCCCCCAUUUUUGCAUCCGCCAUGCAACCGACUAUACUUUGCGUCGAUAAACCUGACGAGUCCUCAUGACCUCAGACUUCGUCUCACAAUCUUGUCUUACACGCGACGUUGUUUAUGUUCGCACACAGGCAGCUUCCCAGUCUUUCUCUUGCGAACCUUUUCCCGGUCGAAUCAUUCUGUAUCACGAAGCGAGAUCAACGAAUCAAAAUUUUUGGUUUGAUUGCACAAAUCGUGUAAAAUGUUUUUUUUUUUUUUUUUGAUAGCGGGCAUGUUUUCGCCUCUCAAGAGAACGUUUAAACUUCCUAAGCUUUUCAUCAGCCGUGAAAGAUAAACGGACCACACGCGCACCAAGCGUUCGCUAUUGAAAGAUUGUGGCUCCAUAGCGAGGAAACAGGAUAUUCACUCAUCCGGAUUGCUCGCGAGGCGUUGGAUGAAAUACGAUCUACCUCUACUAUGAAGUCACGUGAUCCUACAACUGUUCACGUGCUGAGUGCCCCUGUGUUUCUGCUCUGCACUUGAGGACAAUGUUUUCGGGCUGCGUAUCCACGGGGGCGUCAGCACCGCGGCGUCGCAUAGCAUUCGCCCUCUAAACCGAAAGUACAAAGAACCAGUCUGGUAUUUUUACAGAGUGUCAAUAUUUUUAUACAAAAAUAAAAUAAAUAAUCCUCUCUUACGUU
Ixodes scapularis (black-legged tick) is the source of this 5071-nucleotide messenger RNA. Its product is annotated as solute carrier family 2, facilitated glucose transporter member 1. Bases 260 to 1738 code for a protein of 492 amino acids. The record is from RefSeq and is a predicted model, not a curated record. Gene Ontology annotation, molecular function: hexose transmembrane transporter activity. Gene Ontology annotation, biological process: monosaccharide transmembrane transport. Lineage: Eukaryota; Metazoa; Arthropoda; Arachnida; Ixodida; Ixodidae. Gene Ontology annotation, cellular component: membrane. The transcript has 11 exons.